GCUUCGCAGUAAACGUCCUUCGUGUGAGGUUCGUUCGCGUGGUGUUUCGGCGUUGAGCUGAAGUCUGAGGCAUUUCGCAUGUUUGAACAAUGUAAUCGUGUUCCUGAAUCAUUUGCGUUUGGAAAGUAUACCCAUGAAGAGUUACCUACACGUUGUUAUUGUAUCGAAACAGUGUUAGUGCUCAAGAAAACUGGAGGACGCAUCCAGAUGGAUCUAGGGCUCACCUAGCAUCCUGUCCAAUGGGUAGCAAGGGCUAAAGCAACCGAAGGUUGAAGCUGACCGCCCAUCUCCUUCCAAUGCAGAAGUUAAGAGUGUGUGGACCUCUAUCUCCACUCACAAUGUCUUAAUUCCGUGGUGAUUAAUGAGGCAUAGAGACAAUAUUACCAUUAAGAGGAAAAUGCAGGAAUCUUAGAAUUUGGGAUGGUCACCUCGUUUGUAUAGGACCUACAGAGCCUAAAUAAACAGAACUGGUGAAGUGAGACAGUUUCAGCUAAUUAUUGUGAACACGUUGAAUUCUGUGGCCUCAGCUAUAGUAAUUUUUUGAACACUUGAAAUUAAGAUGGAGAUGUGGUUUGGGAUUAACGACGAGGUGUCUUGCCGACGCCGUAGCGUCGUGAGGCGCAGCCGCCUGGACAUGUCACUCUUUCAGGAGGAGUUCAGCAUGAGGAGGUUCGACCGCUUCAGAACGCUCGUGAAGAAUACUGAUGAUUGUCCAAUGACAGAAGUUGAUGAACUAAAGAAGAACUUCAGAGCUAUUCAGGAAGAAAAUUACAAGUUACAGGCUGUCAUCACUGAUGUUACAGAGGUGAACAAACGGUGGCAGAAGUACAACAAUGACAGGCAGAUGUACGUGCAGCGUUUGUUGUCCACCAUACAGGACCAACAGGAACAAAUGAACAAGAUCGUUGAGUCCAGGGCCUUUCCAAUGGUACAUCAGGUAACACCAGACGAUCACAAGAAUAUAGAAGACUUGCAGGCUGAGAAUGCCCUUCUGAAGGAGGACCUAUCAAAACUGCAGAAACGUUUGGAACGGCUGGAGCAGGAGCACCGAGAACAUGUGGAGGUGCUGGAGUUCCAGGUGAAGGCCCACCGUGAUGACUGGGAGGCAGAAUGCAGUGAGAAGCAGCAGGCCCUGCGAGAUAAAGCCGCAAUGGAGCUUCAGGUUAAGGAGCUGCAAAAGGAUAUCCGCAGCCUGAAGCACAAGUUGAAGGACGAGCGGUCACACAAGCAACCUACCCACUGUGUCCAUUGUUGUGUAGCACACGUGUGUGAAGCCAGCCAUUGCAGCAUGGCAGUGGUUGGCAAACAUUGCCACAGAGACAACCCGAAAACCUACAGAACUUCGGUACAUCUUCCUUGCACUUCUGGCCAUGUAUUGUCCAAAGGAACAACUGUGUAUUUCGGUGAUGACCUUGUGACCGAUGGUGACGAAGCAGUUGCUGAAGACCUAGAUAAAACUGCAUUAUCUGACAGUGAGUUACCAAGGUCCAGAUCUUCAUCUUCAUCACCUCCUCCCCUUUCAACUUAUGAAGAAGGUGAGGAAGGAACGCAACACAAGGCACAGUCAGAUGGGAACAAUAACUUGCCACAUAAUGUUAAAGCAAGAAGUGCCAAUUCUGAAGCAGUGGGAAGAGCAGAGAAGGCAUUGGAGCUGAACAUAGUUCCUGAGGACAGCUCAGAACAUGAGUACAAGUACUCUGUACAUCACAUCUCCCCAAACAGUAGCGACAGCAAUCUUACAGCAGAUGACAAAACUGUGGAUUCUUCAGCCAGUGGUGUGACCAUUGGCUUCAGCAGUGGUGGCUUGGCAUCAGUCACGUCCUUCUCACAGAGACCGGUUGUCAAGUCAUCAUCUCUACCAAUAUCUGAGAAACUGAGUUUUAAUGGUGAAUAUGAUGCAAAGCCUGCAUCUUCCCUAUGGUCACUUGAUUCUGGUCUGUCUUCAGUGGUAGGUCCACCAAUGACCUACAACAACUUCACCACAAAAGGUAUAUUCGAAGAGAAAUCAUUCAAGAUGUUAUCAUCUGGAAAUUUGACAAAGUCUGAGAAUAAUGUUACGGCAACAAAUGUUCGAAAAGCCUCAGUCCCAUGGAAGGCAAAUUACUUUGAGGAAGGAGUUGCUACCCAGACACGGGAGGACGUAGUCUGUCCAGGAUGUGGGCAGGUGUUUCCUCCAAGACUCCACCUUAAGUUCCUAGAUCACUUUGAAAUGUGCCAGAAUAAUGUAAAGGAUACAUCCAAAAGAAUCAGCAAUGUCAAGUUGAGGAACUGAUCGUGACAUAGAAUUUAGACUUAUGUAAAGAUUAUUUUUAUGGGCACUAUAAAUAUCCUGAAGGCCUUGUUCAUUACAGAUGUAAGCUACAUCAUGAAAGUGUAAAUAAUUAAUAUUAUUUUGAUUUGUUCAUUCUGGUCCGUCAUACUAACAAUAUUGUAAAAGAUAAAAUAAUUCCAUCCAGUGUGACUGGUGAAGUUUUUCUUAUUUCAAUUCUUCAUGCCCUCACAUGUGUCAGUCCUUAGAGACCACCAUCAGAGGGACAUCCAUACAGUUUGGAAAUCACUAUUACAAUGGAUGUUCUGAAUGUGAAAAUAUAUAUACAUACAAUGUUUACAAUACACAAACAGAUACAAAAUCCAAAGUUUUCACAACUACA
Messenger RNA from Cryptotermes secundus, 2651 nucleotides. RefSeq lists its product as uncharacterized. Lineage: Eukaryota; Metazoa; Arthropoda; Insecta; Blattodea; Kalotermitidae. The record is from RefSeq and is a predicted model, not a curated record. The transcript has 7 exons. The coding region runs from base 560 to 2272 and encodes 570 amino acids.